Molecule: messenger RNA, 1997 nt
Organism: Klebsormidium nitens
Lineage: Eukaryota; Viridiplantae; Streptophyta; Klebsormidiophyceae; Klebsormidiales; Klebsormidiaceae
Source: the annotation of a GenBank genome assembly
CUCCUGACCCACCAAAGACCAAGUCCAGCUGCAAUUCCUGGCUCAGAGUCAGAGCUAGAUACUGAUCUCUGUCGUCAAAGGCGCUUCUCUUUCCCAGAAUUACACGUUUUGUGUUCAGGGUCUGAGCCCAAAGGAGCUUUUUCUCUAAGGACUUCAGAAAGCUUGUGUCAAUGGCGACAACCUCUGUCAAGCCGUUUUUAUCUUCCUCUUUCGCCCCCAUCCAGCAAACAUUUACGUCUUGUGGCGCGUUGAAGCAGACUGUUUCUAACUGUGUGAUUAAGAAUAGGCAAAGGUUCACAGUUCGUGCAAAGACCGGUCUGUCCACUGGUUUACCUGCUGACAAUGCUGUGGGAAAGAACGGGGGAAAGUGGAGUCUUCUCCCUCUCAUUGCAGGACCUCUUGGGGCAAAUCUCCUUCUAAUCAACAAUGCUAGGGCACUGGAUGAGGCUGACGCUGUCAGUACAUAUGACGCGUUUGUCAAAGGCACAACCUCGGUUGCUGACACAGUAACGUCUGAUGGUGGCGACGCCAUUGCAAAUGUGACAGUGGUGCUGGGGGAUAAUGCACCCGUCAUUGGGGUCGUGGUUCUGCUCGCAGUUGCAGUCCCAGCUCUAAUAAGCACAUUUCUAAGGAAAGGGUAUGCCGGAAGCGUCAGUGCGGAACAAGCCCUGCGAAAACUAGAAAUAGAGGCUGGCAGUAUCCUCAUUGAUAUCCGCUCCAGCAAGGAGAUCUCUGAGGAAGGCUCUCCAAAGCUAGCAGCUGGGAAAAAGGCUGUAAGACUCCAAUAUCAGAAAGAAAGUGACGGAGCACUCACUGCGGAUCCAGCUUUUGUGAGCAAAGUGGCGAAAAGAGCAGCCGAAGAUGCCCCCAUAUAUGUAAUCGACAAGACAGGAAGUGUCUCUGUCGAGGCUGCCAAAAGUCUGACGCAAGCAGGCUUCACAAAAGCGUUCGUUGUGUCCGGUGGCACUGAUGCCUGGCUGGAAAGUGACCUUCCUUGGUUGAAGCCCACAAACUUCACUCUGGAUCUAUCGACACUGAGGGAAGCUAUUGACGCCACAGUAAAGGAGAACCCCAACGUUGUUCCAGCUACCCUUGGGAUUGCAGCAGCCACCGCGGGGUCCUUCUUGCUGUUCUCUGAGGCGGAAACGGCUCUUCAAUUGCUAGGGUCAGCCGCCGUUGCUCAGCUUGUCAUCCAGAAGCUCCUCUUUGCUGAGGACCGGAGAAAAACGAUCGAGCAGGUGAAGUCCUUCCUGGACACGAAGGUUGCACCUCAGGAGCUCGUGGACGAGAUCAAGGAACUUGGGAAUGCACUCUUGCCAAACGAGGCUGCCGCGGAGGGCACUUCUGCACCUUCGAAGUCAGAUCGCAGUGACAAAGCUGCUGAGGCGCCUGUCGCUGCCAAGGCCACGAAAAGCUCGGAGCAGCCGAAAAGCUCGGAGCAGGCGAAAAGCUUGGAGCAACCGAAAAGCUUGGAGCAACCUCCAACCCCAACUCCUUCAUCCCCCUACAAAAAAGUGCCAGAGCUGAAGCCACCUGCACCGCGCACGCCUGUGAAACCAUAAGAAGCUGAUAACACGGACGAUGUGAGAUGGGACAGAAUAUGCCCGGAGUUGGUGAGCUUGCCUGCUCUUGGGAGGGGGGAUUGUUUCGGCUAGCAGGCAGUAGUGCAGCCGAUGAAGUGCUGCUAGGUUGAUUGCCUGAUAUCCUAUAGGCUAGCCAAAUAAGGAGACGACAAGCCGCAUAUGGCAUUUGAUAAUCAUAAGAAGGCUCCAUGUAGGCUCCGACUCAGGUACAGGUUAACAAAAAGCGAUUUUAUCCGUCUAGGCCCAUAGAUGACGGUGUUGCCUCGAUGUGUUGCAAGCGUUGUGCUUUGCUUUGUACAGGGGUCGCGCAAGCAAAGUUCAAAAACACCGUUAGAUUUCACAGAAGCAGAGGUGAAUCACUCCAAUCCCCAAACCGUCAUGGCGUGACGCGCAUGUCCCGCUGCAACAUCGACA